AGUUGUUGCAGCUCUACAUACCACAGCGUCCUGCUCGCAGAACAGGUCCUCGGAGUCGUCACAACCCACCGCUUGUCAUGUCACUCCGCUCAACUGCUUUCAAGCUCACUAGACUCACCGCUCGUCAGGUCCCUCGCCGAACAAUUCCAAGUCGGCCAUUGACCAACUCGUCAUCCUCUUUCAGCGUCAAUGCUGCAGCUACGGUAGCGGUCGGAGCUGCUGCAUUGCUUACCAUCGCAUACACCUCCCGCACUGUACUUCUGGAAGACAAAGACAAGGGAUUGUCGUCACGGGUCGAUCAUCUGCCAGGGACCAAACAACCUGGUGGUCAGAAGCUCAUCAGCUUUCAAGAAGUCGCAAAGCACACGUCAAGUGAUGAUUGCUGGGUCAUCAUAGAGGGCAAAAUAUACAACGUCACUGACUUCCUCGAACAACACCCAGGCGGUGCAGGCGUUAUCCUCCAAAAUGCAGGGAAAGAUGCGACGAAGAUCUUUCAACCAUUGCACCCACCCGACGCGUUAGACCAACUCGAUCCGUCCGCUUACCUUGGACCGGUGGAUCCGACCACAGUGCCUAAGCCAGAGAAGACUGAGCCGACAGAGGAGGAGAAGCGGAUAGAAGAGGCAAGGAAGAAGCUACCACCGGCAGAGUCUAUGCUUCUCAUCGAUGACUUUGAGCGAUGGGCAGAAAAGGUCAUGAGCACGACGGCCUGGGCGUAUUAUAAGAGUGCAGCGGAUCGUGAAAUAACUGCUGAGGAGAACGUCGAUGCGUUCAGGCGAUACUUCUUCCGUCCGCGCAUCUUGUCAGGCGUCGGAGCAGGAUCCACAGAAGCCACGUUCAUGGGCCUCAAGUCGACCAUUCCCAUCUUCAUUUCUCCCGCUGCCAUGGCCAAGUUGGGUCAUCCAUUAGGCGAAGUCAAUUUGACUAAAGGCGCAGGAGAGUGCGGAAUCAUUCAGGGAAUCUCCAUCAAUGCCAGUUGUGGUUUGGACGAGAUAAUGAAUGCCAGGAAAGACGGACAGAAGGUCAUGUUUCAGAUCUACCUCAAUAAGGAUCGUAAAGCUUCAGAAGCCCUAUUGAAAAAGGUGACGGAUCUCGGAGCGUCCGCUAUCAUCUUCACGGUCGAUGCGGCGUGGCCGUCUAAACGGACCAUGGACGACAGGGCAAAGAAAGCCCAGCUCGAUGUGCCUGCUGGUAAUGCCUCGUCUGGUUCGUCGAAAGCGCCGUUAGGCGUCAGUAAAGCCAUCAGUGGCUACCAGGAUCGAGAUCUUACGUGGAGCGACAUCCCUUUUAUCAAGAAACACACGAAUCUCCCCAUCAUCGUCAAGGGAGUCCAGUGCGUGGAGGAUGUUGAGGAAUGCGUCAAGGCCGGCGUCCAGGGAGUCAUCAUUUCCAAUCACGGUGGUCGACAAUGUGACUAUGCCCCCGCACCUAUUGACGUCCUGUAUGAGCUGAGGGCGAACCGCCCUGACUUGUUUGACAAAAUUGAAGUCAUGAUGGACGGAGGUGUCAGAUCAGGAGCAGACGUUGUAAAAGCCUUGGCACUGGGUGCCAAAGCCGUCGGAUUGGGCAGGCCGUUCUUGUAUGCCAAUGGCACACAUGGACAAGAAGGAGUCGAGAGGGUUUGCGAGAUUCUCGAGGAGGAGAUCACCAAUACGAUGCGGAAUUGCGGUGCAAAGACCAUUGCGGAUCUGAAACCUGAAAUGGUUGGGCCUGCAGGACCAUGGGUCAAGGGGAACAUGUCACCGUGGCGAGAGGCAAAGUUGUAACGAUAGAGCAUGCGUCGGGUCGCUUUGAACCAAAUACCAGGAGCCGAGACCGUUGCCGCAACGCAUG
This is a messenger RNA of Kockovaella imperatae, 1833 nucleotides long. RefSeq names its product putative cytochrome b2, mitochondrial precursor (L-lactate ferricytochrome C oxidoreductase). Lineage: Eukaryota; Fungi; Basidiomycota; Tremellomycetes; Tremellales; Cuniculitremaceae. The transcript is spliced from 13 exons. Gene Ontology annotation, molecular function: L-lactate dehydrogenase (cytochrome) activity. Gene Ontology annotation, biological process: lactate metabolic process. The record is from RefSeq and is a predicted model, not a curated record. Bases 78 to 1766 code for a protein of 562 amino acids.